Molecule: messenger RNA, 1077 nt
Organism: Aplysia californica (California sea hare)
Lineage: Eukaryota; Metazoa; Mollusca; Gastropoda; Aplysiida; Aplysiidae
Product: cGMP-inhibited 3',5'-cyclic phosphodiesterase A
Source: RefSeq, a predicted model, not a curated record
UGGUGGUGGUGGUAGUUGCGGUGGUUGAGGCAGGCGGCGAGAGGAAAGCGAAACAACAGCACACACACAAGUUAGCGGCUGCCUGACUGCCCGUGUGUGUGUGCCUGGCUGGGCCGCACUUAGAACUCGGCGAAAUCCCGGAGUACCCAUAAAGCCUUGCGCUCACCGCGAAGCAGGAAAAAAAACAAAAUGGCACUUGCACGAAACAGUGUUUCUCGGAGGGGCUCUAAAAACGAUGCAGAAAAGGAAGAAGAUGAGGCUGAAAACAAUGGAUAUAUUCAAGUUUUUGUGAAACCUUUAGAACAAGGCAGCUAUGGUUAUUUAUUAAAAUUAUUAGGUGUCAGCAAAGCAAAUUUCUCUGCUCAACAGCUCGGAGUGUGUUACGGAGCUACUGCCAUAGCUAGCGCUGUGUUGUUGUAUCAGCUCUUACGCUGUGAUGUGGGAAUCCUCUUCCAGAGGUUAUGUUCGCUUCUCGUGCCCAUGUUUAGCAUUCUGUGUGCUUUUUAUUGGUUGUCUUUGUAUUUUCGACGAACGUGGAGCAAUACGAGUGUGUAUUUGUUAUUCUGUUCUUGUUACGUGGGCGAGUUUUUUGCUCAAAUCUUUCUUCGAGAUUGGGGCGAAGGUUCCACUUCACAACCUGCAGAAGGGGGAGGGGCAGGUGAAGGUGGCACAGUUGCAUCUUCAAUUGUAUUAUCAAACCAUACAACUCAGCCUCUAGUCAUAGUCUGUGUGUUACUGUCCAUAAGCAUAGCUAGUGUCUUUUCAAGUUUAGAAACUAGCCAUAGUGCAGGUGUAAUUUUGCUUGUAAGCUUUACAAGAUUUCUAGCCUGCUCGGCGUUGCAAGAUAUUCCAUUUGGCUUGCGACCUUUCGUUGCCUACACAUGUGGAUUCGCUGGGAAUGUGGUGGCUAAAUACAUGGAGACCGUUCUCAAACCUCCGAUUCAAAACUUCACAACACCAGAUGGAAAAAUACCAGUUAUUAAACGCAGGAGAUCGAGUUCUUCAAGUGCGCAUGCAUUCUCUGCGCACCGAUCGGCACGGCGGACAUCUCUGCCGGCGCUCAUUCAGAAAAGUCAG